This is a messenger RNA of Acanthamoeba castellanii str. Neff, 1599 nucleotides long. Its product is annotated as bifunctional protein FolC subfamily protein. The record is from RefSeq and is a predicted model, not a curated record. Gene Ontology annotation, cellular component: cytosol; cytoplasm; mitochondrion. Gene Ontology annotation, biological process: tetrahydrofolylpolyglutamate biosynthetic process. The coding region runs from base 1 to 1599 and encodes 532 amino acids. Lineage: Eukaryota; Discosea; Longamoebia; Acanthamoebidae. The transcript is spliced from 8 exons. Gene Ontology annotation, molecular function: tetrahydrofolylpolyglutamate synthase activity; ATP binding.
AUGUCGCCUCCUGAGCGGGCGGCGGCCUGGCAAGCGGCGAGGCGACAGGACAAGGCCGUCAGCCUCCUCGAGGAGAUGACCGACAGUCUCGCCCACCUCAACCUCGACGUCAAGCGCCUGUCGUGCGUGCACGUGGCGGGCACCAAGGGCAAGGGCUCCACGUGUGCCUUUGUGGAGAGCAUCCUCCGCCGCGGCUAUGGCCUCCGCACCGGCCUCUUCACCUCGCCCAACCUCGUGCACGUCCGAGAGCGUAUUCGUAUCGACGGGAAGGCGCUGGAGGAGGAGACGUUCGCUCGCUACUUCUGGGAGGUGUGGGAUUGCCUCAAGUCCACCCGAAGCGAGAAGCACCAGGACAUGCCGGCCUACUUUCGCUUCUUGACGGUCCUCGCGUUGAAGGUCUUCAUCGAGGAAAAGGUGGAUGUGGCGGUGAUCGAGGUCGGAGUGGGCGGAAGGACGGAUGCGACCAACGUCGUGCAUCCCGUGGUUUGCGGCAUCUCUUCGCUGGGCUACGAUCAUCAGGACGUGCUGGGCGACACUCUCACGCAAAUCGCCUUCGAAAAGGGCGGCAUCUUCAAGGAGGGAGUGCCUGCUUACACAGCCCCGCAAGGCGACGAAGCCAUGGAGAGCCUGCUCGAACGCGCCAAAGCCAAACACACUACUCUGGUCGUGGCGCCUCUGUUCGAGAUGUGGCAUAGAGAUCAGCCUGCGGUCAAGCUAGGCCUUGCCGGCGAGUUCCAGAAGGGCAACGCCUCGCUGGCCGUCGCUCUGUGCCGAGAGUGGCUCCAGCGUAACGUGGAUAAGAUCCAACAGGAGGUCUGUGCCGACGACCGCCUCUUUCUGUCCUCUACGCCUGCCUCCUGCGCCACCAGCCGACUGCCGCAAGGGUUCGUCACGGGACUGGAGCAGUGCCGCUGGCCAGGCAGAGCGCAGGUCAUCCGGUACCAGCCCUCCACUGGCGGCGAGACCGGAUCGACGGGCGACGGCGACGAGCUGUGGCUGUACCUCGACGGCGCACACACCGAGGAGAGCGUUGAAGCCUGCGCGCACUGGUUCGCCGGCGUGUGCUCCACGGCAGGAGACGCGCACGAGCAUGUGGAAGAACGACGGGUUCUGGUGUUCAACUGCAACCAGAAUCGCUCGGCGGCCAAGCUGCUCGCCAAGCUCACGACCAUUACGGCGGCAAACCGGUCGGGUGGGCAGCUGCCGGCGCAAGGAGCGCCGUUCGAUGCGGCGGUCUUCAGCACGUUCGUUACCCGGCCAGGCGGGCCUGACGGCCGCUCGAGCUCGGCUGGGCCAGUGGAGGAGAGGACCAAGUGGCAGCGCGCCAACGCCCAGGUCUACCGCUCCCUCGCCAAGCAGCACUCCUCUCUUGAUGGCGACUGUGGCUCGGACCUGCUGACUGCAGUGGUGGUGGACUCCAUUCCGGCGGCUCUCGACGCCGUCACGCACCAGCACGACCAGUGGCGCCAUCAGGCCGCCCCUUGUGAAACGCGUGUACGGACGCGGGUGUUGGUGACCGGCUCGCUGUAUCUGGUGGGCGGUGUGCUGGAGGUUCUCCUCAGCCGCAACGCCCUUCCUGCCUCCGCCCUCCAUCUCUAA